AUGAAGCUCAGCAACGAGACGGUCACCAUUGAGCUGAAAAACGGGACUCUUGUUCAUGGCACCAUCACUGGACUCGACAUUCAUAUGAACACACAUCUCAAGACAGUCAAGGUUACAGUGAAGGGCAGGGAUCCUGUCUCCGUAGAUACGAUGAGCGUCAGAGGAAGCACCAUUCGGCACUACAUUCUCCCAGAUGCGCUUCCAUUGGACAAUUUGCUAAUCGACGAUACUCCAAAGAGCGUUUCUAAGCGCAAAGAACCAGUCGCCAUCAGAGGCCGUGGACGAGGCAGAGGCCGUGGGCGGGGUCGCGCAUAA
Mitosporidium daphniae is the source of this 315-nucleotide messenger RNA. RefSeq lists its product as uncharacterized. Gene Ontology annotation, cellular component: U5 snRNP; precatalytic spliceosome; U2 snRNP. Gene Ontology annotation, molecular function: RNA binding. Gene Ontology annotation, biological process: spliceosomal snRNP assembly; RNA processing. Lineage: Eukaryota; Fungi; Microsporidia. The record is from RefSeq and is a predicted model, not a curated record. The coding region runs from base 1 to 315 and encodes 104 amino acids. The transcript is spliced from 2 exons.